This is a messenger RNA of Labrus mixtus (cuckoo wrasse), 1446 nucleotides long. RefSeq names its product fibroblast growth factor 1a (gene fgf1a). The record is from RefSeq and is a predicted model, not a curated record. Gene Ontology annotation, molecular function: growth factor activity; fibroblast growth factor receptor binding. Bases 135 to 596 code for a protein of 153 amino acids. Gene Ontology annotation, biological process: positive regulation of protein phosphorylation; cell differentiation; positive regulation of gene expression. The transcript is spliced from 3 exons. Gene Ontology annotation, cellular component: cytoplasm. Lineage: Eukaryota; Metazoa; Chordata; Actinopteri; Labriformes; Labridae.
AUCUCUCCACUCGUCCACGCGCCUGCAGACACCUGACCACUGCAGGGGACAGAUAGAGCUGAUUAUUUUUCAUAGAAAGCCAUCCCUUUUCUCAAUUACCCCCCCUGUUGAUUCACAGCUGUGCUUUGAGCAGGAUGACAGAUGUGCAGACUUUUGUAUCCGAGGAACAAACAGCGGACGGCGGCCUGCGGCGGGACUUCAGGCGGCUGACGCGGCUGUACUGCAUGAAUGGCGGACAUCACCUCCAAAUCCUUCCUGAUGGGACGGUGCAGGGCCAGAGGGAGGACAGGGACGAUCACAUUGUUUUAAAGCUCACAGCAGUGGACAUCGGCGUAGUAAUCAUCCAAGGAACAGAAGCUGGGCGAUAUUUGGCCAUGAGCGACGAGGGACGGUUGUACAGUUCAGUCACAGUGACUGAUGAAUGUUACUUCCUGGAGAAGCUGGAGGAGAACCACUACAACACAUAUAGACCUCAGAAAUAUCUGGAGGAGAACUGGUACGUAGCUCUGAAAAAGAAUGGAAAACCUAAACUGGGUCCGAGGACUCACAUCGGACAGAAGGCCAUCUUCUUUCUGCCCCGACAGCUGAAUGAGUGACGACACACAGACCUCAACUCACUUGGAAGAGAGACUGAAGAGGACGGGUCUAUUUGUUGGGAACAUGCUAUAGUUUGCUAUUUUAGCUCGUGAACUACUAUGCCAUCACAAAACAUGAGGACGGUAGGAAAAUAGCUAAUGAUGUGUAUAAUUGUAAAGACAAAGACCAGCCACUGUUUAGUCCAAAUAUUAGUCCUUAGCCAAAUAAUGCAUCAGUGUCGAAAGACUGUGCAUGUUAUCAUUCUAACAUAGACUAACAAAACGUCCCAUUUCAUUUGGGGGACAGUAUCAUCAACAGACAAACCAAAUGAUUCAGCUGAUGUUCAUGCUGAUGUUUGGACCGAUUCUGAAAGAUUUUGUGGCACCAGGAGAAAAACACUAGAUCCACUAGAACACUAAUCCAUCCAUCCAUCAUCUAUACUGCUUGUCCCGUUCGGCGGGUUGCUAAGGGGGGCUGGAGCCGAUUCCAUCUGUCAUUGGGGCGAGAGGCAGGGUAAACCCCGGACUGUCAAUGCCAAGUACAUUAACACAUACAAGGAAUUUUGUCUUGGUGUUUUGGUGCAAAAAAAAAAAAAAAAACCACACACAAUGAUAUAGUGUUGACCAUUUUAUUUAAAUGAUUAGAAAGUGUCUCCAGCUGUCCUUGAAUUUUGAUUGGAAAGUCACGUCAGAUGUACGAAAAACACAUUCCUAAUGCACAUUUGAGACGACGUACUGUAUGGAGGAUUUGCUUUAUUUUACUGUAACCUACACUAAGGAAAAAUCUUCUGCAACUUGAUUAACACAACGAAACCCAUUGACGUAUCAUUUUGCCGGCUUGUUUCAAAGUAUAAACUCAAAGUCAUUUCUG